Seriola aureovittata is the source of this 6007-nucleotide messenger RNA. RefSeq names its product G protein-coupled receptor kinase 6 (gene grk6). Gene Ontology annotation, molecular function: G protein-coupled receptor kinase activity; ATP binding. Gene Ontology annotation, cellular component: cytoplasm; plasma membrane. The record is from RefSeq and is a predicted model, not a curated record. The coding region runs from base 179 to 1906 and encodes 575 amino acids. Lineage: Eukaryota; Metazoa; Chordata; Actinopteri; Carangiformes; Carangidae. Gene Ontology annotation, biological process: regulation of signal transduction; signal transduction; protein phosphorylation. The transcript has 16 exons.
CUGUCACCGGACAGCACUGAACGAGAAGCACAAACGGGGAGUUGAAUUUGUCCUCCUUGGCUGGGCGGUGGGAGGAGGCGGUGGACGGUGUUUAGGGAGGAUAAACUGAGAUUGAAGCCGCCGCGGGGGACCAGGAGCUCGGUCUACUGCUGCUACUGUAACCCCAGACGGCAUCAACAUGGAGCUGGAGAACAUCGUGGCCAACACGGUGCUGCUGAAAGCACGGGAAGGAGGAGGUGGAAACAGAAAAGGAAAAAGCAAGAAAUGGAAGCAGAUGCUGCAGUUCCCCCACAUAAGUCUGUGUGAAGAGCUGCGACAAACCACAGAGAAGGACUACAGCAGCCUGUGUGAGCGGCAGCCCAUCGGACGGUUACUGUUCAGGCAGUUCUGUGAGACGCGAGCUGAGCUGAGACGCUGCGUCAAGUUCCUGGAUGCUGUGGCGGAGUACGAGGUGACUCCAGACGAGAGGAGGAAGGAGAGCGGUCAGGAACUCGUCGACAAGUACUUCGACCCAAAGUCGGAGGACCACGUGCCUGAGGUGGAGGACGUCAUGAUGGCUCAGUGCACUGAGAGGCUGCAGCAGGAGGCCUGCAAAGAGCUCUUCAAGGACUGUACCAAAUUGAUCCACGACUACCUGAGCGUGGCGCCCUUCGCAGACUACCUCGACAGCAUGUACUACAACAGGUUCCUCCAGUGGAAGUGGCUAGAGAGGCAACCGGUGACGAAAAACACAUUCCGACAGUACAGAGUUUUAGGGAAAGGAGGCUUCGGAGAGGUGUGUGCGUGUCAGGUACGGGCCACAGGGAAGAUGUACGCCUGUAAGAAGCUGGAGAAGAAGAGGAUAAAGAAGAGGAAAGGAGAGUCCAUGGCGCUCAAUGAGAAACAGAUCCUGGAGAAAGUCAACAGUAGAUUUGUAGUGAGUUUAGCGUACGCCUACGAGACGAAGGACGCCCUGUGCCUGGUGCUCACCCUCAUGAACGGAGGAGACCUGAAGUUUCACAUCUACCACAUGGGCGAGGCGGGUUUCGACGAGAGGAGGGCCGUCUUCUACUCGGCGGAGAUCUGCUGUGGGCUGGAGGACCUGCACCGGGAACGCAUCGUCUACAGAGACCUCAAACCAGAGAACAUCCUGCUGGACGACCACGGCCACAUCAGGAUAUCGGAUCUGGGUCUGGCGGUUCAUGUGCCUGACGGGCAGAGCAUCAAGGGACGGGUGGGAACAGUAGGAUACAUGGCUCCGGAGGUGGUGAAGAACGAACGCUACACCUUCAGCCCCGACUGGUGGGCGCUGGGCUGCCUGCUGUACGAGAUGAUCGAAGGCCAGUCGCCCUUCCAGCAGAGGAAGAAGAAGAUCAAGAGGGAGGAGGUGGAGCGGCUGGUGAGGGAGGUGGAGGAGGAGUAUUCCAGCAAGUUCUCCGAGGACGCCACGUCCCUCUGCAAAAUGCUGCUGGCCAAAGAUCCCACGGAGAGGCUGGGCUGCCAGGGGGGCGGAGCCUCUGAGGUCAAAGGCCAUCCCAUCUUCCGCUCCAUCAACUUCAAACGGCUGGAGGCCGGCAUGCUGCAGGUGCCCUUCACCCCCGACCCGCAGGCCAUCUACUGUAAAGACGUGCUGGACAUCGAGCAGUUCUCCACGGUGAAGGGCGUCGAGCUGGAGCCAAAAGACGAGUCGUUCUACAGCAAAGUGUCCACGGGCAGCGUUUCUAUUCCUUGGCAAAAUGAGAUGAUCGAGACAGAGUGUUUCACAGAGCUGAAUGUUUUCUACCAGGACGGGACGGUUCCUCCAGACCUGGACUGGAGAGGACAGCCGUCCCCUCCCCCCAAACAGGGACUCCUGCAGCGGCUGUUUGGCCGACAGGACUGCUGUGGAAACUGCAGUGACAGUGACGAGGAGCCCACCAGGCUGUGACACACACACACACACACACACACACACACACACACACACACACACACACACACACAGGAUCUCAUUUGUUUACAACUUUUGCACAUUUGUAUUUUUGAGACAGUACUCUCUCUCUCUAAAUGUCAGAAUGUAUAUUUUCAGCAUAGCCAUAAAGUUUAAUGUUAUUUAAAAAGGUGUGAAUAUCGGUUGUGGACGAACCAGGAGACGGGGACGAAGACAGAAGAUGAACUUUUUGUUUUUGUUGUUGUUGUUUUUAGUUUCUUUAUUUUGUGUACUGGGAAAGCUCUUUGCUUUCACACUCGUCCACUUCUACAUUUCCAUGUAAAUCUUAAUCUUAAAGAACUGGGAGCCGCCGCUGCUGCUGCUGCUGCCGCCGCUGCUCCGCUGGAACUAUCGCCUGCUGUAAGUGCCUUGCUCGAGGGCACCGUGACACAGUGGUUACCAAGGGAGGACUGAGCAUUCCUCGAUUUCUUUACAUUGCCCCACUUUGUCCAGGGAAUCGACUUAGUGACAUUCAGCUACUGAACUAUGACCACUUUACUUCCUCUGCCCUCCAUUCUGCUGAGACCGACCUCACUGCUGCGUUUCUCUUCUAUUUAACUCCAGGUUUUCCUUUGCUUGAUGUCAGAGCCGUGACGUCUACAUCUGCAGAUAUUUUUAUAACAAUAUUGUUUGUAUUUUUUUUUUUUUUCCGUGAUGGAGACAAUCGACUUGUUGUGUCAGUGGCUUCAGUUGCUCUUGUCAAUUCAAGAUGUGACUAUAAAGAUGUCGUGAAGUUAAAUUAACCCUUCACUUUUUUCCCUGAAGUUAUAUUUUGGAGCUGCCCCCAUUUUCACAAAAGAUGCUAACAGCAGAGGUUUAACUCAAAUAAAACAUUUUAAAAAGGCAGUAUUUGAAAUUAUGUUAAUAACACUUUUAUUAUUAUUAUUUUAUUAUUUUAUUAACUUCUUUUUUUAGGAAAAAAAGUAAUUUGGCACAUAUUAUCGAGAAGAUACACAAUGCUCUUUUUCCAAAUCAUGGCCCACUUUUCUCAGAGCACUUUUUAUUUUAAUUAUAACGAUCAAACAUUGAACUGAAAGCAGAGGAAGAUCAAUUUUCUUUUUUGUUGAAUGUGCAGAGAUCACAUGUCGAUUCAACCAGUUCCUAUCAUUGGCUUAUUACAGAUAGAAUAUGAGAAAAAAAAACAAUGAAAGGAGGUUUUAAACACUUUAAUGUUUUUAAAGAUCAUGUCACUACACUUUUAAUGUUUUCAUAAAAACAUUUAUUAUGUAAAAAAACAUUUUAUAAUUAAAUCUUUUCUGCAAACAGUACAGUUUUGGUUUUAGUUGUGUAAAGUUUACAUGAUGACUUGUACUGAAAUAACUGCUCUAUUUAACCCCAAGUAAAUAUCUGUUAAUAGUUUCUUUAUUGUUGGAAACUGUUUUUUUCCCAUAUAUUAAAUUAUAUGAUUUGAAUCUUUACUGAUUUAAAAGCCAGUGUCCAAGCAUCAAAAUUAUUUCAGGCUAAGACACUUUAAAUAAAACACAUCAGUUACAUUCAGUGGAUCUAAGCAGCAACAAGGAGAAAUCAUCCUUCUCCAACAAACACAUGAACAUUAAAUCCUGGUUAAAUCAAUAGUAACAACAGAGAGUCACAUUACAAUCGUCCUAUUGGAUGUUGCUAGUCAGCCAAUGAAUGAAUCAGCUGAUGCCAGUCAGCCAAUCCAUUUGUGGUUUCAAUGCUCUGCCUGAAAUCCUGUUGUGUUCUCAUAUGUGGUAUGUUGUCCAUCAUAAGAAUAACUGCACUCAACUGGCCCAGUUCAGAAAUCAGCUGUCUGUCUUUUGAUGAUGAAAAUGAUCUGUUUUGGCUUUAAGAACAGAUGAAAAAAAAAAUGUUGCUAAAGGAGAAAACAAUACCCUUUUCUUACCUUACUUUGCCAAUGUUAUUUUUAUAGAUAAAACAUGGUAUCAUCAGCAAACAAACAUAUUUUACAGACAAAAAGUGACUUUCUAACCCAAACCUUUAUAUAAACUGAGCUACAACCACCUGAAAAUGUAUCAGCACAAGAAGUUUCCCUAAUAAAAUGACCAAACUUCAAAUCAAUCAAUAUCUGAUAAGAAAAUAAGUAAACAAGACUUCAAAUUUUAACUUCCUCUUCACGAUUUUAUUCGCUCCUCUUCCUCAUCCAGAUGUUGAUUGAACAAUUCACAGACAGGCCAGGUUUACAUCUGUCCUGUCGAUUGAUCACCUCUAAUGUUUGGUGGCAACAAUUUAAGACAAAAAAGUCCAAAGUUUUUGUGCAUCCAGAUCUGAUCUGAAGUCACUGAAACAACAAGAGUAACUGAAGCCUCUGGGUCAAAUCCUGCGUCACACAAAGACUGAAGCUGGUCUGUUCAUCACUUCAGUAAAAAUGCCUCAGCUGGUACUGUUGCAGUCUAUGGCUUCCUCUUCGAACAUGGCCUCUGAUAUAUCUGAAGCUAUUAAAAUGAAAUACCUCUGAAUGUACAAGUGGCUGUCAUGUGAUUUGUGUAGACUGAUCUUAGGGAACAGAAAACCAGACACCAAAGUCUCAUCGAAGCUGUAAAAAUCUAUUUGUUCCUGCUUGUUCAUUAUUAUUUUUAACACUCAUUCAUCUUGAACGUAACAACCAUGAGCUCAUGAAAGUGUGGAAUUGUCCUUUAACUGUCCCACAGUGAAUAAAUGCUGAUAUCUGUGCGUCUGGUCGCCCAAAAUGAACCAAAUACUCAAGUUUCAGAGACAUUUAUUAAAGCUGCGUAUGAGAAAUGAUGGGGAAACUUUUAAAGGGUCAGUUCAUCAUGUUUACAAAGAGAAAACAUGUUUUCAAACUAUUGUCUACCCAUGCAGAUUUGUUUUAUUUGCUCAUAGUUAACACUUUCUCGGUCUGUGUCGUCUUGUGAAACGUUAUUAGUCACAGCAAAAGUACUGCUCCCAUUCAAAGUCUACAUUUAGACAAUUACAGCCCCAUAAGAUAUAUGGGUUUGGGAUAGCCAAGUAUCCCAGCAUGCAUUUUGUAUCAGCCAUGGGCAAUGGGGGGAGAGGCCAAAUUUAGUUUAAGGAGAGAAAUUAACCGUUUAGUACGGAAGCCGAGAAAGGCCAUACUCGCAAAACACAAAACAAAGCUCUGUUAUCUCGAGAUAAGAAAUUCACAAGUAUGGCCUUUCUCUGCUUCUGUAAUUUAGAUUUUCCUCUUGAUAAUUUACUCCAUAGUUUUUGGAAAUGUAAGGACCCACUAGGUGAAGAUAAUGUGGCGCUAAUGUAUCUAAUCAAAUCUAAUGUGUCUUGCUGACAAAUGGGUUUGUCUGAAGGUAAAGUCACUGAAUGUCAGAGAGAGUUCGAUGAGAAGAUGGAUACCACUCUCAUAUGUCCAGCUGGUUAGCUUAGCUUAGCACAAAGACUGGAAACAGCUGAAAAACAGCUAGCCUGGCUCUUUCUGCUGCAGCUAACCCAAAUGUUUAACCCUGAAGUGGCUAGAAUCUGCUAAAGUUGUUUGUUUUUGUGUAAUUUGAGUGAUCUGACCUUUUUAAUACAGUCUAGGGCUGCAACUAAUGAUCAUUUUCAUUACUGAUCAUUUUCUAAAUUAAUCGAUUAAUUGUUUUGAUUGUAAAAUGUUAGAAAAUAGCGAGCACCAGCCAACGCCUUAAAAUGCCUAAUUUUGUCCGACCAACAGUCCAAAAGCAGAAAUAUUGAAUUUAUUAAAUUAAAUUCUCACCUUUGAGAAGCUGAAAUGACCAAAUGUCAACGCCUCAGCUGACAGAUCCAAAACCCAAAGACUUUCAGUUAUUAUGUACAAAAUAAAGACAAACAUCAAGUUGUCACAUCUGAGAACCUGGAACCAACAAAUGAAUUAUUUUUACUAAAAUGAUUAAUCGAUUAUCAAAAUAAUUGUUGAUAAAUUGAUUUAUCAGCACAUUGUUGCAGCUCUAACAGCCUGUGUUGAAAAACAGAACUUACCCUUUAAGACAUUCACUUCAAAAGUCUGUUUUUUGUUUGUUUGUUGUUGUUUUUUUUUUAAAAAUCAGCUGUUGUGAAAAGGGGCCUUUUGAUGAGCAUGUGCAGAGAGGGAUUCAUUGUUCAGGUUUCUUUGUAUAAAGUCUUUCGGUC